Tuber aestivum (summer truffle) is the source of this 2999-nucleotide messenger RNA. The record is from the annotation of a GenBank genome assembly. NCBI's taxonomy places the organism in Eukaryota, Fungi, Ascomycota, Pezizomycetes, Pezizales, Tuberaceae.
ACAGAGGGGGACAGCAUGGGAAGAAGGAGGGUGCCGGUGGUACCAGCUCGGGUUCGAACAUAUACUCUUUCAGGUUUGACACCACUUCUUUAAUAGUUUCUUCUAUCCUUUCCUACAUGCUUUACCGGAUGAUCCCGGGAGAUCAGUCGAGGGAGAUCACUUGGCAGGAGUUCCGGAACACUUUCUUCGAUAAGGGGCUUGUGGAGAAGUUGACUGUGGUCAACCGGAGUCGAGUGAAGGUCAACUUGCACAGAGAUGCUACCGCCCAGGUGUAUCCCGACUCCCCGGCUGCCAAUGGGAACUUCUACUACUAUUUUAGUAUUGGGUCGGUGGAGGCUUUCGAACGAAGAUUGGAUGAUGCUCAGAAAGAAUUGGGGAUCCCUAGUUCCGAGCGAAUACCGGUUGCUUACCGGGACGAGAUUUCUUGGACCGGAACCGUGCUUUCUUUUGCCCCCACCUUGCUAGUAAUAGGCUCAAUAUUCUGGCUGUCACGGCGUGCUUCAAGCGGAGCUGGGCAAAGUGGGAUUUUCGGCAUCGGUAAAUCUCGGGCCAAACUCUUCAAUCACGAGACGGAUGUCAAAAUAAAGUUUAAGGAUGUUGCCGGCAUGGACGAAGCAAAAGUCGAAAUCAUGGAAUUUGUUUCGUUCCUGAAGCAACCUGAACGUUUCCAAAAGCUCGGGGCCAAGAUCCCACGUGGUGCAAUUCUCUCCGGGCCCCCGGGUACUGGUAAAACACUUCUUGCGAAGGCUACUGCCGGGGAAGCCCAGGUCCCUUUCUUCUCGGUGAGCGGUUCUGAAUUCGUGGAAAUGUUCGUCGGUGUCGGUCCUUCCCGUGUACGAGAUCUCUUUGCCAAAGCUCGGAAGAAUGCACCAUGUAUCAUAUUUGUUGAUGAAAUUGAUGCUAUCGGAAAGUCACGUGCCAGAGCAAACAUCGGAGGCGGUAACGACGAGCGAGAGAGCACACUGAACCAAUUGCUUACCGAAAUGGAUGGUUUCAAUACUACAGAGCAGGUGGUUGUUCUAGCUGGCACUAAUAGAGCGGACGUUCUUGAUAAGGCGCUUAUGAGGCCUGGGCGAUUUGAUAGGCACAUCACGAUUGAUAGACCAACCAUGGAUGGGAGGAAACAGAUCUUUUUGGUUCAUCUUAGGAAGAUUGUAACCUCUGAAGAUAUGGAUUACUUGAGUGGACGCUUGGCCGCAUUGACUCCCGGUUUUUCCGGGGCUGAUAUCGCGAACUGUGUCAAUGAAGCUGCUCUCAUUGGUAGGUGCAAUCUCACAUCAUAGAAUACGUAUGCCGACUAACAACUCAAUAGCCGCGCGGGGAAACGCUGACCAGGUUAUAAUGAUCCACUUCGAGCAAGCCAUUGAGCGUGUCAUCGGUGGCCUCGAGAAAAAAUCGCUCGUCCUCUCACCAGAGGAGAAGAGGACGGUAGCAUAUCACGAGGUAGGAAUUCUCUUCCCCUAGUCCCUCGGGCCAAGUGACGGCUAAGCAGAUCCAGGCCGGCCAUGCUGUUUGCGGCUGGUUUUUAAAAUAUGCCGACCCCCUCCUCAAAGUCUCCAUCAUCCCGCGUGGUCAGGGCGCCCUCGGCUACGCACAGUACCUCCCCCAGGGGGAGCAAUACCUCUUGUCGUUAGCCCAACUAAUGGACCGAAUGGCGAUGACUCUCGGAGGACGUGUCUCAGAGGAACUCCACUUCGACACUGUCACCAGUGGAGCCUCAGACGAUUUCAACAAGGUGACCAGGAUGGCAUCUGCCAUGGUGACAAAGUGGGGGAUGAGCAAGGACAUUGGCACACUAUACUACGACGACGACGAGCAGAAGCUGCAGAAACCAUUCUCGGAGGAGACGGCACGGAAGAUCGACUCGGAGGUGCGGAAGUUGAUUGACGAGGCGUACAACAAGUGCAAGACAUUGCUCACCGAGAGGAAGACAGAGAUUGGGCUUAUUGCUGAGGAAUUGCUAUCCAAGGAGGUGCUUGGGCGGGAGGAUAUGGUUCGGAUAUUGGGCAAACGGUAAGAGUCCUUAUUGAGAAAAGUGACUUGUGAAACGCUGACAAUGGGAAAAUAGACCGUUCGAGGAGAACAAAGAUUUUGAAAAGUUCUUUGAUAGGGGUCAUACUUCCGCUCCUCCGUAAGUUUAUUCCCUCUUCUAUGCACCUACAAAAAGCGUGCUGAUUAGGGAACAAAAGACCCUUUCCUGGCGAAGAUCAAGUCCCCCCAGCAUCCCCAACGCCUCCAUAGUCACCGCGAACUCACAUUUUCUCUCCUCACCCUUCCUCCCACCCAUGCAUCCAUUCUUGCAUACAUUGAACCCCAAAUUCCUAUAAGCAAAAAUUAUAUAAAAAAACAAGCUUAGCAUAUUAUCUGUAUCAAAUCACCCCCUGGCCACACAUCGGGAUCAUAUCUUUUGUUUUCUUUCUUUCUUUCUCUUUCUUCCACCAAUCGAUUGACUGUACAUACAAUAAUAUGUGCAUCGACCCCACCCACCCUUCUCAGAUUCAUAUAAAAAAACCCCUCUCUGGCUUUUUCGCUUAUUUUUUCUCGUGCCCUUUUUUUAUGUCUUGGUUGGUCGGUUGGGUAGAUGGGGGGGUGCUACAUUGCAGGGUAGUAACGGAAACGACUAGAAAAUGGACAGCAUGUUAUUAUACCGCAAUUAUUAAGGAUCACAAAGCAUCACUCUUAUUUCGUAUCACCGAUCUAAAAUCCGAAGUCAACCCUUAUAGCGUCUUGAUUGCUAUCAUCGAUCAUAACAAUAACAGCGGUCAAUAUUCACAAGUUUCCUAGUCCAGCCCAGCCUCCAGAGAUGCAACAUAACAUUCCAUACUCACUCCCAUGCUAGUCCAAGUUCCCAAGAUACCUGUCGUUUCUCCAUUUCAACGAAAUAAUAAACAUUCUUGUAAAAUUCUUGUUGUAAUUCCCAUGGCGAUUCCAACCAUCUCAACAGCUGCUCCACUUUGUCGAAUAAUAGCUUCGGACAACACGAUCCCCAUGGCGGUUGU